This is a messenger RNA of Sphaeroforma arctica JP610, 401 nucleotides long. RefSeq lists its product as hypothetical. The transcript is spliced from 2 exons. The record is from RefSeq and is a predicted model, not a curated record. Lineage: Eukaryota; Ichthyosporea; Ichthyophonida. The annotation marks the transcript as partial.
GAUAUGAAUGCAACGAAUGUGACAUGUAUAGACCACACCUCAAGGGACGGGUCUGGUCUAUUUAUAGAUCGAGGCAAGCUAUCGUACAUCAAGAACAGUCGAUUUGAGAGGAAUUACGCCGACGAGAAAGGGGCUUCUGUGAGGUCAAAGAACGGUGGGCUGGUGAUUGACGCGUGCGUGUUCAUAGAGAGCCACUCAGACUUGGGUGGAGCCGUCCACGGCCGUUUAAACGUGACAGUAACGAAUUCAGCCUUCAAUAGCACCACCGCACAAACACACGGGGGGGCUGUGUACUCUCACGCAGACAUUGUCGUGCGCAUGUCAACGUUUUCAAACAGCAUGGCAGCUAAUUCAGGGGGAUCACUGUAUACGAAUGACGGUGCAGUGGUAGUGACUAACAG